Nymphalis io (European peacock) is the source of this 3262-nucleotide messenger RNA. RefSeq names its product palmitoyltransferase ZDHHC2. Gene Ontology annotation, molecular function: protein-cysteine S-palmitoyltransferase activity. NCBI's taxonomy places the organism in Eukaryota, Metazoa, Arthropoda, Insecta, Lepidoptera, Nymphalidae. The coding region runs from base 61 to 1209 and encodes 382 amino acids. The record is from RefSeq and is a predicted model, not a curated record. Gene Ontology annotation, biological process: peptidyl-L-cysteine S-palmitoylation; synaptic vesicle maturation; protein targeting to membrane. Gene Ontology annotation, cellular component: endoplasmic reticulum; Golgi apparatus. The transcript is spliced from 8 exons.
UUUUAGGCUGUCAUUUUAUUUCAAGUUGAGGAUGGAUAUUUUCUUAUUAUAUUGUCAUUAAUGGCUUCGUCGAUGCAAAAUAAUAGAGUUUCGCCUCCGGGUUACUGCGUAUGUUGCAGAACGUGCAACAUGUGGUGCUGGAGAGCUUUUAAAUGGCUUCCCGUGUUGUUAAUAGUGUCUAUCGUGACAUGGUCUUAUUAUGCCUACGUUAUACAGUUGUGCAUUUUUACUAUUGAAAGUACAGUGCAACAAUGUAUAUACCUCGUACUUUAUCAUAUUUUGCUGAUAAUGUUUGCGUGGUCCUAUUGGCGGACAAUUUUUGCUGAUAUUAAACCAAUUCCAGAAAAGUAUAAAUUACCAGAAGCGGAAUUGGAAAAGUUGCUUAGUGCAGAAACAGAAGAUGCACAGAGGACAAUUUUAGAGAACUUUGCUAAAGAUCUCCCAAUAGUCACUAGAACAAUGUCGGGUUCUGUCCGGUACUGCAAUCGCUGUGUGCUUGUAAAGCCAGACCGAGCUCACCACUGCAGUAUCUGUUCGAGAUGCGUGCUCAAGAUGGACCACCACUGCCCUUGGGUCAACAAUUGUGUCUGCUUCCACAACUACAAGUUCUUCAUGCUUUUUCUCGGCUAUGCACUCUUGUACUGUCUGUUCGUCAUGUCGACGUGUCUACCUUACUUCAUUAGAUUUUGGAAGGGUGAUUUCGGGAUGUCGGGCAGCGCUGGACGGUACCAUAUAGUGUUUGCGUUUUUUGUGGCACUUAUGUUCGCUAUCUCACUUGGAUCUUUAUUCGGAUACCACUGCUAUCUCGUCGCACACAACAGAACUACUUUAGAAGCGUUCCGAGCACCGAUGUUCCGAGGGGGCGCUGACAAGAACGGUUUCUCCAUAGGAGCUUACAAUAACUUUAAGGAGGUGUUCGGCAACAGUCCGAACAAGUGGAUAGUACCGGUCUUCACAAGCCUCGGGGACGGCUGUGAGUACCCGGUGCGGCGCGAGCACCAGCUGCAGACGUUCAGCGCGCCGCAAGACGCGCUCGGCUACGACUCUAUGGGCAUCACGCGCUCCAGCUUCGGUGAUGGCAUCGUGUACCCGCUGCCUCAGCAAGACGAAGACACGGAGUCGUUACUCAGUUCGGAGAGGUGGGAUCGCUGGGGAGAGAGAGCUCGGCCCUUCGACGAACGGGAGAGUUCAUCGCUAGACGAACUAUGAGUGUAGGUGGCCACGUGUUGAUGCAGGCUUUUGGGUUCUCUUUGACCUCUAACCGUCUGACCUAAAUUACCCCUAGAUACCUUAAUUCUGUUGAUUGUUAUUUUGACAUUUAUGAUAAAGGAAUUUGUAAUAAAGAAUAUUUAUAAGGCUCUUACGUAUUGUACGAAUUGCUCAGAGUAAUUAAAAUAACAGUUUAGGAUUAUGUUUACAAAUCAAUUUACUAAUGUAGAGAUAUGUGUGUUGUAUACAAUUUAUCCCGUUUAUAUUGUACACCCUGAUUCCUAUUACGGCUGAACAGUUAUAGACAACUGAACUUUAUAUUAUUUAAAGUAAAAUUAACUUGAAAGUGUUAUUAUAAGGACUCGACAUAACGGUAUAAUUUAUAAUCUGUAUUUUAAUGUGUUUCGGUACAUAAAUAUUGUGUAUUUGAGUGUAUGUAUUAAGGUAUCUAUGUAUUUAUAAAUUAAUUGUCUAUGCAGAUCUAUAGCUUUUAACUAUGUUUAUAUUAAAAAUAGCUAAUAGAAUUCCACUUGACGAGUAAUUUGUAGAUUAAAAAUAACAAGCCUGCAUUGGAAAUAUGUGGCCAUUAGUGAAAGUCGUCUGCAGAAUAAUGCAUAGAAAUAUUACGUUAAUUGGUGCUGUAGUAUUUGUACAGGAUAUAAUUGUUUAGGUGAUAGGUUAAUUAGCGACAAGAUUACUGAAUACAAAUAGGAAAAUAUUAAUUUUAUGUAAUUAGACACAGUUGUAAUAUCACGAUAAUGAUUCCGAAUUAAGAAAGCAGCUUAAAUUCGUUUUAUUUUAAUCUAGAUAAUAAAAAAAUCUAAGACGAAAUUUAAGAAAUUAUUAAAACAAAGAAAUCGAUUUCACGUACCUCGACGUAGAAAAAAAUAAACAUUUUAAUAAUUAUAAGGAAAUCAUCAAAAAUUAUGAUAAAAUGAUGAUUUUACUUGUUUAUUUUUGCAUGUAAAUACAAAUUGCUUACGACUUUGUAAUAAGACUGCUAACGAUAUGUGUUAGAGGGAAAAUGAUAAUGUAGUGUGUAUAUUUAUGUUUUCAAUGUUGGUACCAGAAGUAUUUUAUGACAAACAGUUAUAUUGCCAGUAAAUACCUUGCACUUCCUCGUUGGUCUAGUGGCUAGGUUUAAGGCCACAGAUCCCGAGGGUUCAAGCCCUAGGUCGGGCCAAUAGAAAGUUAUUGGGUUUUCUGUGGAAAAUUGAAUGUUUCUCAGUAGCAUCUCGGAGUUUGGAAGUUGGAAGUGUGUACACUCCCGUGCCUCGGAAAGCACGUAAUAUCGUUGCUCCUGCGCCUGAACUCUUUCUUGUCGUGUCGGAAAGUUAAGGAAUAGAGAGUGUACCUGUGUUUGAGCACACACAUGUGCACUAUAAUAUGUCCUGAGCAGUUGGCUCUCUUGAGAUUGGCCGUGGCCGAAAUCGGUCCGGAGGACAUCAAGUACCUUUCAAGUGUGCCUGUUUUAGCUAUUUUGACUUAAAGACUACGUACUUUUUAAUAAAUAGUUAUAGAAGUUAAUACAAAUGCUAUCUCGAUCAAUAAAUGAAGUAUUUUUUUUCAUACAUGCUAAAGACGUAAUUAUGGAAAUGAGUGAAGUUUUAAUAGUUUGAGUAUAUUAUUAGUCAUUUUAAAUAUUAUAGUUCGUGUCCCCAGUGAGUAAAAAUGUUGCAAAAAUAAAAAUUGUAUUUAUUAAUGUAGUAGUAUUUCAUAUUAUUUCUUUCUUUCAUGUCAUUUUGUUAAAUAGUAAAAGUCCAAUUGAUAUUUGGUGCCUUACAAAUUUGUAUUUUGCUAUAAUGAAGUAGGUGCAAUAAAAAUUAAAAUAUUAUUGUUUUAAGUUUAAUUUAAUUAUUUGUUAUGAUAGAAUGUUAGAAAUUUAAUUUAAAAAAAAACCACCUGCAUUUUCGAGGAGAAAUAUUCGCCAUUUAAUUUCGACAAUUGAUAUUUAUGUGACUCUCUUGAAAGAAAUUCUACGCUUAUUUUAAUCUGUUUUCAUGUAAUUUGUUUAUUCUUAAUGUUUACAUCUUUGAGUCGAAAAUUUAUUUUU